CCAGGGGCCGCAGGGGAGAUUCUUGGGCCCCGAGGUUGAGGGCUUGUAGGGAAUGAGGUCUGCCAGGUUUGGCGGAGGUCUCCAGGACACCCUGGCACGUGGGUGUCCUGAGCAGGGGGGUUGGCAUCAGCCGUGGCCUUUGCCCCUCUGAUGGGCUGUCCUUGUCUGUGCCCCUCUUUUUUCCCUCUCCCCACCCAGGGGGCAUUUGGCCCGACCGGAAGUGCCAGUGGCGGUGGAGCCAGAGACGUGACGCUUCCUCCAGUGUCGCUGCCAGAAACCCCAGCCAGUCAAAUGCACCCUGACAGUCAACUGGCCAACCAUGGAAAGACAGGUAACGGCAGGGCCCACUCCCAGGCCCCCCCCACCCCCGUGAGCCCCACUCCCAUCGGCCACCUGGGGGCUAAAGGUGUGGGUGGGGCAGGGAGCCAGGGCAGCAAAGUUGGCCAGCCCACCGCAGGCCCUCUGGCCCUGAAAGCCAGCCAGGCUCCUGUUUCUGUCUUUGGGGCCUUGAAGGGCAAAGUCAGGCGGGAGCGCAGUGUCUCUGUGGAUUCGGGAGAGCGGCGGGAAGCAAGUACCACCCCACUGGACAAGGAGUUGAAAGGCGAGACGGUCCCUCGGAGCAAGAGGCGCUGCGUGCUGGAGAGGAAGCAGCCCUACAGUGGGGACGAGUGGUGCUCUGGGCCGGAGAGCGAGGAUGACGACAAGUCCCUGGGCGGCAGCGGCCACAAUUGCCACGUAGCUGAGCCGGCCAUGAGCGCAGGGGCACAGCUGGGCCCAGGAUCCAACCCUUUGCCGGCCCUGAGCGAGAGCACCACGCCUGGCGCCCCUCACAGCGCGGCCCCCGGAUUGCGGCCAGAGGCCGGAGGAAAGCAGGGCCUGCAGCUGGUCUACGUCUUCACCACACACCUGGCCAACACGGCUGCAGAGGCCGUCCUUCAGGGCCAGGCAGACUCCAUUCUUGGCUACCAUCAGCAACAUGUGCCCCGGGCGAAGUUGGACCAGCCGAAGGUGCCGGGUGCUCUGGAGCCCCUGCCGCUCCACUUGUCUCCUGCCAACACCCCUCAGGGACCGCCGGCCCUGCCCCCAAGCAGCCAGGGACAGCAGCCAGGAGGGGCCCCCCUGGGGCUCGGCCAAGGACCGCUCUCUUCCAGCAAUGCUCUCCCACCGGAGGGGCCCCCCGAGGAGGCUCGCCAGGACCUGACACCCAACUCGGUGGGAAACGGCAGCAACAGCAGCAGCUCCGUGGCCCCCAGCAACACCCACCCCAGCACCCCCACCACGCUCAGCUCCCUGCAAGCCAGCACUGCGGAGGGUUUGUUGGGGGAGGGGGGUAGCACGGCCCCCCCCACAGCAGGGAAUGGGCCUCGCAACCCCCUCAACACCGAAGGCCUCUCCAAGGAGCAGCUGGAGCACCGGGAGCGGUCUCUGCAAACCCUGCGGGACAUCGAGCGCCUGCUUCUGCGGGGCAGUGAGGCUGAGCCCUUCCUCAAGGGUGGGCCAGGCCCUGGGGAAGGGGCGAUCCUGCCCCCCCAGGGGGCGGCCCCAGCGCCUCCCCAGGCUGCCCUCUCCGGGACAGGCGUGAAGAAGUACGAGGAGCCGCUGCAGUCCAUGAUUUCGCAGACGCAGAGCCUGGGGGGUCCAGGCCUGGAGCAGGAGGGGCCCUUGCCCCCGGGGGUGGACCUGGGGCAGCCGAUGAACGUGGUGCUGCAGCGCCUCGGCCAGGACAGCCUGACCCCCGAGCAGGUGGCCUGGCGCAAGCUGCAGGAGGAGUACUAUGAGGAGAAGCGCCGCAAGGAGGAGCAGGCCGGCCUGCAUGGCGGGCGGCCACUGCAGGAAGUGAUGCUGGCCCAGCCCCUGGGAGGCGUCAUGCUCCGGGGGCCCCCGCCGCCCUACCACAGCCGGCCCGGGGAGCAGUGGCUGCUGCGGGGGACACCCCUGGACCUUCAGGAGCAGCUGCGGCCCACCUUCCCCGGCCCCCGUGGCUUCCCAGGCAGCCACAUCCAGAGGGGCUUUGCCACGAUGCCGAACCUGCCCCUGGAGCCCCUUGGCCCGGUUGGCGGUGGGCCCCGCCCCGGGCAGCCCGGCCUACCGUGGGGCGAAGACCUGCCCCUCAGGAGUCCGGGGCACUUUGUGCCUGGGGGCCUCUCGUACCCCCCAGGGCAGGGCGAGGCCGAGCGCUUCCUGCCAUCCCGGGCGCGCGAGGACCUGCUGCGUCACCCCCUGUUGGAGAAGCGGCCAGGGUCCCUGGGGCUGGAGAUGGAGCGCGUCCUGCCGACCCACCGGCAGGUGGAGCCUGGCCUCUUUGCCGGAGAAGGGCUGGGCCUGGAGUUCGGGGGGGGGCGGGCCCUGAUGAGCCCCCCUCCCCCACUGCAGGAGGUGGAGCCGGGCGCCUUGGCCACACCCACCAACUUGAACAUGAACGUGAACAUGAACAUGAACCUGAGUGUGCAGAUGACGCCGCAGCAGCAGCAGCAACAGCAAAUGCUGCUGACCCAGAAGGCCCGCGGCCCAGAGCUGAUGCCCCCUGAGGAAAUGGCCCGAGGGCGAGCCCCAAACGGUACUGGGGCCAUGAUGGGGGCCCCCCCAAAGAUGCUGAUGGGCUCGCCCUUCCCAGGCCAGGGACAGCAGCAGAGCUUCCCGACCGGGCAGGGCCCUUACCCGCCUGUGCCACCAGAGCUGGGCGGCACGCCUGAUAUGUUUGGUCCGGAUGGGGGCGGCAUGGCUGGCACCCCACGGCUCAGCCACGUUCCCCUGCCACCCAGCACCAGCACCUCAGCCACAAACUUGCAUGCGGCCCCCAUCCGGGGCCUGGGCCGCCGCCCCUCGGACCUGGCCCUCAACAUGGGGCAGAUGAACUCGCCCAGCGUGGGCCGCCUCAAGUCUCCCACCCUCAGCCAAGCACAUUCCCCGCUGGGCACGUCCCCUUCGGCCAACCUCAAGUCGCCACAGACGCCUUCUGCCCUGGUCAGCCUGCCAGCUGCCGCUGCCAGCAGUGCCCCCCUCAAGUCCCCCCAGGUGCUGGGCUCUGUGCUGAAUGUCCGCUCCCCAACUAGUUCGCCCGGCCAUCUCAAAUCGCCCUCCAUGGCCGUGUCUUCCCCAGGAUGGGCACCCUCCCCCAAGGCCAGCCUCGCCAGCCCAGGCAAGCCAGCCCUCGGAAUGGGCAACUCUGCCCCCUUGGGCCACCUUGAGCAAGGUGCCGUGCCCUCUGGGUCUCGGAGCAGCUCCUCUGCCCCGCCUGGCAAUACCUCUGGGCCCCUGAACCCCAACCUGCCUUUUCCUUCCUCUCCAGAUCCACCCCCAUCCCAGAACCCUUUGUCCCUCAUGAUGUCCCAGAUGUCCAAAUACGCCAUGCCCAGCUCCACGCCACUCUACCACAACGCCAUCAAGACCAUCGCCACCUCAGAUGAUGAACUGCUCCCGGACCGGCCGCUGCUGCCGCCUGGGGCUCUGGCUGGCAUGGGCGGAAGCCAGACCAAUGCAAUGCAUGUGAACUCUGUGGGGCCGGCCCCCGUGCCGAGCCCGAUGGGCCUGAACCUCGCUGGACAGCAGCUGCUCUCCCAGGAAGUGGCAGCCCCCCCAAUGUCUUCGCCCAGCCCCCUGGGGACCGGCCUCCCCAUGCACAGCAGCGCUCCUGGGCAGAACCCGAUGAUGCCCCCCGGGCCCCCAGACUCCCUGGGCCAGUCCUGCGGCCCUUCUGGCCAGCUGGUCUUUGCAACACGCCUGCAGCAGCCCCCCGCCAACGGAGGCGGCAUUCCAAUGGCCCCAGGAGGGGCGGCCGGGCCUGGGUUGCAGCCGCCGCCUCCCUCUCAGCAACAGCACUACCCCCCUGGCUUGGGAGUCCCUCCAGAGGAGUUGCCCCCCCAGCAGGCGCCCUCUCAGCAGCGCCUGGCCGGUCGGCUGCCGGAGCCGUACCCCUCCGUGCUUCCCGGGGUGGCCUCCGUGCUGAGCGAUCCAGAGCUGAGCGACGUGAUCCGGCCCACCCCGACAGGCAUUCCCGAGUUCGACCUCUCCCGCAUCAUCCCUUCGGAGAAGCCCAGCAGCACCCUGCAGUACUUCCCCAAGGGGGAGGGCCAGGGGGUCAAGACCCUCCCCCCCUCCAACCUGCACCUGGCGAACUUGCAGAACAUGAUGGCGGAACAGGGCCCGGCCCGGCCCGGCCCACAAGUGAUGCCACGCGGAAUGUCUCUGUGCCACCCCGGACAGAUGCCCAUGCUGGGCAGGACAGGCCUGCCCCCCCAGCAGGGCCUGGUGGGCAACAGCUUGCCCCAGGGGCUGGUGCUGCCCCAGCAGAGCCUCCUGGCCCAGCAGAACUUCCUGCUCAUGCAGGCCAAGCAGCGCAGCAUUUCGGUCUCCGGAGAGAUGUACGGGCAGCCAGCGGGGCACCUGCUCUCCCCCCAGGGCUCGCUUAUGGGGCCCCCUUCCCAGCAGAACCUCAUGGUCUCCAUGCGCCAGCGCAGCGUGUCCCUGGACGGCCAGGUGAGCUACGGCCCCGGAGGCGGCGGCAUGGCCAACCUGCCCUUCUAAGGAAUCUUCUCUGCUUUGCUUCUGGAAGAGAAAUCGGGAGGCCUCCACAGGUCUCGGGGAGCAACCGCCGGCCCAGCCUUCUCUGGGUCGGAGUAAACGGAGGGAAAGGUGGAUGCCCUCGACCGGUUGCCCUGGCACCAGGCGGAAGUCCCACCCAGCAGCUGCCUGCAACAGAGCGGAGUCCGUGCACCAGCUGUUCCAAGGCUGGACACUCCAGGCUGGUGCUGGGACAGGGCCUGAGGGGGCAUUUGCACCCCCACCCCCACUUAGCUCUCCUUGCAGGACGUUGGCCCGGAAGAAACGCCACGGGAGUGGGUUGGCCCUUCCCCCCGUGCUGUGAAGGGAUCAUGGCCAGCGCAGGGAACGCGAGGGGGCCUUCCCGGACUGUUGGGCGCUGCCCUUUCAGCGGCCUUCUGCACUCGCUCUCUUUCCCACGGAGGGGGGCCAGUCUGGGUGAGUCCAGCCCAGCCCUUCCCUUGGCUUCCAUGCCACCUUGCGCUUCUGGGCUUGUCGUGGGAUAAUAUCCGAGGGGAGGGGGAGGUUUGGGGAUCAAAGGUCCAAAUAGUCCCCCAUCAAAAGAAAGGUGGCUUCCUUUUGGCAGCAGUUCCCAUGAUGGACAAAGAGAAGCAAAAAGCAAGCCAGAGACCGAGAGACGGGCAUGAGAGGGCAGGCCCCGUAGCCUCCCUUGGGGAAGGGCUCACCUGCCCCUCGUGUGAGUUGGGGGGGCAGUUCACACCCUGCCCUCUAACUCUAGAUGAAGGGAGGCCCUUCCUCUUCCUCUCUGCCUGGCCAGGGUUGGAGGAGUGUCCUGGAUCGCAGGACCCUCCAGCAGAUGCAUCUGGCACUGCCAAGCUGGGGCGCUUCUGCACUUUGAAACUCGGCUUCUGCCUGAGACCUCCCCCCGCCCCAGCUUUGGCAGUGAAGUUCAGAAGAGGGAGGGUUGAGGGGGCUACGGAAAGUGUGUGCUGGGGAGAGAGAAGCCAGGGGGAAGGGCUGGUUUUCCAGGGUCUCUUAUCCAAGCAAAGGCCUGGCCAGGAGUUUCUCCACCACAGCACCCCACACCCCAGCCCCAAGGCCGCAGAAGGUGCUUCCAGUGACCCACCGCCCUGUUCCUCCCUGCUCGGCGCAUUCAUGGGCUCCCUGCCCCCCUCCCUCUCCAGCUCUGCCUUGUGCUGUGGACGUGGUCCUGUCUCGUGUCUCCCGACUCCCUCCCUCCGACUCCCUCCCCAGCUUGAGUCGCCUCUGCUGAGCAUCCUCCCCCCCCACCCCACCCCUUCCUCUGCCAUCAGUCAGGAUGAGGCCAAGGGAGGAGGUGACCCAGAGCCCCUGCGGCUGAUGGAGGAGGGCACUGGAUGCUCCGUGCCAUCUCCUGCCAGCCAUGCAUUUUGUACCAGUCUAUAAAUAAAAAUAUAUAAAUAUAAAUAUAUAAAUACAAUAUGUGAAGACAUCUUACCGGUUUUUAUUUUGAAAUGAUUUCUAGGCUUGUUUUGGGGUAUCUGUGCUGCCUGUAAUGUAUUGAUUGACCUGUUUUAUAGGUGCCUUUUUAUUAAAAAAAAUUAAACUUCUGCCAGGA
Molecule: messenger RNA, 6097 nt
Organism: Notechis scutatus (mainland tiger snake)
Lineage: Eukaryota; Metazoa; Chordata; Lepidosauria; Squamata; Elapidae
Source: RefSeq, a predicted model, not a curated record